AAGCCCUAGAAAAAGCACACCAAGCCUUAAUGGAAGAACACACAGCAUUGCGUGAUCAAUGUGAUGAUUUGCAAGCAGAACUGGAAGAAACGAAACACAAGAAGAGAUAUGAAAAGCAAGUUGCAGAAAAUCUGAAGAAACUCUCUGAAAAGGAGGCUGAAAUAAUUGAUCUUUCUCGCAAGAACGAAUUACUCUCCGAACAAGCAAAUGAAGCUGCGAGACUAAAGGAUCAAGUUGAUGAAUACAGACAUGCUGCUGACGAGCUCAGGAGAAAAGAAAAUGUCAUUGAUAAAUAUAAAAAGAAAUUGGAAGAAGCUGCGGAUUUACGGCGAAAUUAUAAGACUCUAGAACAAGAAAAUCGCACCCUUGCCGAACGUAAUCAAGCAAUUUUAGAGGAGUAUGAUAAAGUUGCUUGUUUCAAAGGAUUAAUGGAAAAUUAUAAAAAACAACUUGAUGAACUUCAAUCUGAAAAAAUAGAAUUGGUUAAUCAAAAAAAUAAAUUCGAGUACGAAUAUAGGCACAUGAAGGCAAAAAUUGAAGCAUACGAUAUGGCCCAAUCACGUGAUCAAGAGACCAUACAUUUGUUAGAAGAUAGAUUACGAGAAUUAGAGUUAGGUGAAGGAGAGCCUUUAAAAUUAGAUGAUGAAAAAAUUGAAGUAGAUGAUAUUAUUGACCAUUCUAUUAACGAACUUUCGGAUGCUCUAAAAGGCGACACAAUGACAAGUUUGAGAUUGAAGAUUAACGAACUUCAACGUGAAUUAUCUAGGUUACGCGAGGGUAAACCCUCGGAUGAUGAUGCAAAUACUCAACUUCUAGUAUUAAAGCAUCAAGUUGAUGAUGCAAAUCGUGUCAAAGCUAGAUUUGAAACGGACUAUGUUAAAGUUCAAAAAGAAAAACUUGUAUUAGAAUCUGAGCUUGAACGAUUACAAGCAGAAAUGUCCAGUUCAUCUAACAGUGUAAAUAAAAAGGAACACAGGAUAAGUUUCGAGAGAGAUCAAAAGGAACUAUUGGAGACUAGAAAGCAACUUCGAGAAACACAGAUGAAAUUAGAUCGAGCUGAGAGGGAAAUGGGUGAAGUCAGACCUGAUUCUAACACCGAAGCUAGAAUUAAAGCAUUAGAGGAUGAAAAGGAGAACUUGAGGAUUCAAAAUGAAGAAUUGUCUUCUCUGCUUCAAAGUUUUGAAGAUAAAAGCGAAGAUGAUCUUAAGAAACAAAAUGUACAAUUGCACAGAAAGGUUGAACAACUCAAGACUUUGGUUACUGGUCAACAUGAAAUAAUUGAGAAUUACAAAAAUGCAAUUACUUCAUUCGAAGCAGAAAGAGAAGCUCAUGUUGCUGAAGUUAAGCGCUUAGAGCAACUUCACAAAGAAUCUAAAGAACAAGCACAAAAAGAAAUUAGUUUGGUCACAAGUGCUUGGUUCAAUAUGGGUAGACGUAUUCAAGGUGAUCAUGUUUUCUUGCAAAGGCAAGGACCUGCAUCUUUUCUUAAUCAACAACGUUUAAUUCUUGAUACUCAGCCGGAACGAACAUUAAGGUUAUGUGAACUUAGAUCCAGAUAUUUGGCUUAG
This is a messenger RNA of Funneliformis mosseae, 1568 nucleotides long. The record is from the annotation of a GenBank genome assembly. NCBI's taxonomy places the organism in Eukaryota, Fungi, Glomeromycota, Glomeromycetes, Glomerales, Glomeraceae.